Molecule: messenger RNA, 4208 nt
Organism: Apis mellifera (honey bee)
Lineage: Eukaryota; Metazoa; Arthropoda; Insecta; Hymenoptera; Apidae
Product: thyrotroph embryonic factor
Exons: 6
Coding region: 1209-2213 (334 amino acids)
Biological process (GO): regulation of transcription by RNA polymerase II
Cellular component (GO): nucleus
Molecular function (GO): DNA-binding transcription factor activity, RNA polymerase II-specific; RNA polymerase II cis-regulatory region sequence-specific DNA binding
Source: RefSeq, a predicted model, not a curated record
UCCCUGGAUGGUUCUACUCUGCCCUUCCUCGUGCUGUCUCUCCUAGUCGGAACUCCGGUUUCAGGACGACGUCGAGGCGCGUGAUCGUCUCUCCCCCACCGUUAGGAAACGCGGCCAGGGAACCAAUCGGAGCCGCGCUUCCGGCUACGGUGACGGCCCAAUGGGCGAACACCGGCCACGGAUAGACGCUGACGAUCGCUGAUUUUGACAGUCGACACACGACUACGAUAGUAGUACACCGUAGUGCCGCUCGCUGCCUUCCAUUCUUCUCCCGGCCGCUUCGAUCGCGGAGAGGAACGCAACUCUUCGAACGAAUCGGUUCGAAUCGGUUCGAAAAAGAAUUUUCGCGUUUUUUCCCUUUCUUUUUUUUUUUUUCCUCCUUUCUUUCUAGAAACUCGAUCCGUCCGUCCGUCGGUCUGUGAAAAAAUUCAUGUUUCUUUCGGGACUCGCACGCGCGCGAACGGAGGAGGAGGACAGGAGGAUUUAUAAUCUCGGUGUGGUUCGAUAAAAUAAACUCGAUCGUCGAUUUGUUCGCAAUCACCGCUGCGCUCGCUCGUGCGUUCGAUCAAUCGCUGGUGGACGAGGAGUUUUAAGUUUCUUUUUCAAGGGGGGGAGAGAGAGGAGGAAGGAAGAGGGUGGCACGAAUCACGGGGACCCGGUCACGUGGCCGCCGAUGAUUGUUUACAGGGAUUGACGUGGUGGAUGAAGGGAAUCCCGGAGAAGAGGGAUUCGCACGUUUGUCCAUCGAUCUUCGAAUCGUAAUAUAUAUAAAGGGAUCUUCGUUAAAUCAAGCUGGAGAAGGAUAAUAUCGAUCCGGCUGCUCAUCCUCUGUCCGGAUUCUCUCCCUCUCUUCCCGGAUUCUCUCUGUGACAAGUGGCAAAGAAGGCGGGAUAAAAUUACGGGCGCAGAUGCGGGGAGACAGAUCGAGACAGUGAUCGAGGAGCCUCGGUAGUGCGCCUCCUUUCUUUAUCUCCUUGUACUCGGACGGUGUUUCUAUCGAGCCCCGUUUAUUAUUAUUAUUAUUAUUAUUAUUAUUAUUACACCUUCGUUGAAUAACUCGUCGAGAAGAAUAAGAAUCGAAAGGAGGGAAUUUCUCGGGAAAGGAUUUUGGAGGAGCGAGUGAGUGAAAAAAGUAAGGAUCCCUGGGGCUGGUGGAAGAGAGGAAGGGGAGAGGUGUAUUUAAAUGCUCGCGUGAAACCGGAAACCGGAUGAGCUGCGCCAUGGAGUACCAGCAAUUGGCGCCACCGCCGGUACCGGGCGUGCUGCACCAAGCGCAUCAUCAACAGCAUCAACAGCAGCCGGUGCAACCGCCCCAUCCUCACAUCGUGGUCGCGCCUGCGCACCAGCAACAACCCCAACAACCGCCGCCACCACCGUUACCGCCCACCUCGCACGGCCAUCAGGUGCACGCGCCACUUCCGCCCAUCCACGAGGACAGCACCAGCUCGCGUUGGAGCCAAUACCAGCACCUCUGGAGGCAGCACCACGUCUACGUCAAUGGAAAACAAGGCAAAGAUGGACCGGAAGAGAAAAAGGACGCUGAUGGAGAAUUAUGGGGCAACGUGGAAGCGCAGGCCGCCUUCCUCGGCCCAAAUCUAUGGGACAAAACUUUGCCCUAUGAUGCCGACCUGAAGGUAUUGAACCAUUACGUCGAUCUCGACGAGUUUCUCUCCGAGAACGGUAUUCCCGUGGAUGGAGUGGCCGGCGGCGGACAAGGGACGAUGCAGAGCGGACAACUGCACAAAAUGAACAACACCGAAACACCAGGGCACCAAGGCCCAGCCGGCCUCCACUUAGAGCCGGUCACCAAACGCGAGAGAUCACCCUCGCCGAGCGAGUGUUGCUCACCCGACACUAUGAACCCUCCCUCGCCCGCGGAUUCCACGCUCUCGAUGGCCUCAUCGGGGCGAGACUUCGAUCCACGCACCCGGGCCUUCUCCGACGAGGAGCUGAAACCCCAACCGAUGAUCAAGAAAUCACGGAAGCAGUUCGUUCCGGAUGACCUGAAGGAUGACAAAUACUGGGCGCGUCGUAGGAAGAAUAACAUGGCAGCGAAACGAUCACGGGAUGCACGUCGCAUGAAGGAGAACCAGAUCGCUCUCAGGGCCGGCUUCCUCGAGAAAGAAAAUAUGGGUCUACGACAGGAACUGGACCGGUUAAAGAACGAGAACAUGCUGCUGCGUGACAAGCUGAGCAAAUACACGGACGUCUAACAGUGCGCCGGGCAAGCAACAGCUCGUCGUGGUAUUAAAAAAGAUGCAAACACGAGCGUUUGUUGUGCCAGCUCCUCCCACACACACUAUAGUCGCAGCACUUAGGUUUUUCGCCAGUUCGGAUGAAAGAAGAGUUAAAAAGAAAAAAGAAAAAAAAGAAAAAAAACGAAAAAAAAAAAUGAAGAAGAAGAAGAAGAAGAAAAGAAAGGAGCGCGCCGAAUCGCAAGACCAUCCUCGACGAAUUCGAACAAACCUACCCCUCCCCUACCCCCUUUUCCCUAGACGAUCCCCUAGAAGAUAUUCCUUGGACGAAACUUCUCCUAUUCACACCACAUCUUUUCCUCUUCUUUUCUUCUCCCUUCAUACACCAAUAUUUCUUUAAAUCCGUUCCCUCCCUCUUCUUCUCAGUUCCCUUUUUCCCUCCCCCUCCUCCCAGUGCUCCUUUCUCCCUUCGAAAUUCACCUUAUCCCUCAAAAAAAAAAAAAAAUGUACAUAGUUAUAUGUAUAGUUAGAUUAUAUAUAUAUAUGUAUAACAUGCGCGCGCGCGCAUACAUACACGGCCGUGUGUAUGCCGUGUGUCUGUAAAAGUAUGACGCUCUGUGCGCGCGUGUAACACGCGCGACCGCAUGCACACGUGUAUGUAUUUAUAUAUAUAUAUACACGCGUAUUAUUACAUACCAAGAAGAGGUGUAUAGUCGGGUAUAUUAACUUCGCUGCAACGCAUUAUCAAGCAUUAUAUGUAUACACAUAUAUACAAGAAGAGACGCGUUACGUAUAUAUCUAUAUACAUAAAAAGAAAAAAAAAAAAAAAAAAAAGGAGACAUAUACGCAUACACGUAUACACGCGGAGCAGCAGACCGUGAAUUAGUUUAGUGUGCGUGCCAGAUGAAUAAUGUAUAAACAACAGUAUGUGUACAGGUAUUCACCACGAGACACUUGGAAACUUUUCCUUUUAACGCGAGGCAUGUUAAUCAAGUCAAGUGAACGCUUUCGAUCGAAUCGUAUCCGUAAGGAGAUUUAACAUGAUGAACUCUCUGGGGACCUUGUCGAAGGGAUGGCAAAUUGUUAAUUUGUACUUUGUCGAAAGAAAUUAGAUUGAUUCGUUAAUUAGAGAAUUAUCAAUGUUUUGAAUAUAAUAGUAAUAUGUACGAUAUCUCUUUUACUUUUUUUAUAACGAAUCGUUAUAUUUUUAUUAUGAAACGCGUUAUGUUAUUUAUAUUAUUGUAUUAUUCGUAAAGAACCCCACCUGAAGUUAGUUCUAAGAGAUUUUUUUUUUUUAACAAAGAAACGAUUGAAAUAACAAGUUUCCCUUGUUACAUUUUCCGGUGAAAUUAAAGGAAAAGCGAUUAUGAUAUAUGAUAUAUGAUAAUGUUUAUUAUGUUAAAAGUGUCUCAACUGUACCAGAAACAUCUGGCAUCUACGCGAUAACUGCCUCAUAAACUGAGCUGGAGCUAAUUAGGAUAAUACAAUAAGUGAAAGAGAUGUACGAACACGUAAGCACAGACAGGCGCGCGUAUGAAUGAUCGAUAGUUGGAAAAGAAAAAAGAAAAAUGGCCGCGAGCGGUCCUUACGCGGCUAUUUAAAUCACGCGCUGACUCUCGAGCUUUUGUUUCGUUCUUGUACAAUGCGGCCCUCAGGAUCUGAUUGCGGAUAAAUUCUCGAUCCAUACGUAUUUUCUCUCGUUGAUCUGACGUGUUUUCUUUUUUUUUUUUUUUUGAACGGCCCUAAAGAUUUUAAGAUUUUUUUUCCUCAACCACGCCAAGUAGUACAAUAACUAGCAUUAUUGUACCUAGACAUAUGGCCUGCCUUGAAACAUGUCACGAGCUUUAAAAGAUUGUCCAGUGAAUAUCGGUUGAAUAAAACAUUUUUUCUAAUUUUCGAAUAAUCGUCGGAUAAUCAACGGGAGAAGGGACGGAGAGAGGAAAGAAUUAUCCGUGAUCGGUAAUUUGUUAAGAAAAAGAAGAAUGAGGAAGAAAAAAAAAAAAAAGGAUAAAU